Tripterygium wilfordii is the source of this 1036-nucleotide messenger RNA. RefSeq names its product eukaryotic translation initiation factor-like. The record is from RefSeq and is a predicted model, not a curated record. Gene Ontology annotation, molecular function: translation initiation factor activity; RNA 7-methylguanosine cap binding. Bases 134 to 733 code for a protein of 199 amino acids. Lineage: Eukaryota; Viridiplantae; Streptophyta; Magnoliopsida; Celastrales; Celastraceae. Gene Ontology annotation, cellular component: eukaryotic translation initiation factor 4F complex; cytoplasm. The transcript is spliced from 5 exons. Gene Ontology annotation, biological process: translational initiation.
GCAACCGAACGGGGACUCCACAGAAGAAGGGGAAACGUUUUGCAAAAACCCUGGACGGAUUGAUAAUAGUUUCUUUCUGCCCAGGUCGUUAUUCGGAGUCGGGGUUGGUUAUUGACGGUACAAUCUUAAAGGAAUGGCAAGCGAGAUUGCGACGGAGACAUUUGUCCCGACAGAGGGAGCCGCUGCAGCCGAAAAGCAGCCGCACAAGUUAGAGAGGAAGUGGAGUUUUUGGUUCGAUAACCAAUCUAAGCCCAAGGCAGGCGCCGCCUGGGGUACCUCUCUCCGCAAGCUGUACACCUUCGAAACUGUAGAAGAAUUCUGGUGUUUGUAUGAUCAGGUAGUCAAGCCCAGUAAGCUUCCUGCGAAUGCUGAUUUCCACCUGUUCAAAGCUGGAAUUGAACCCAAAUGGGAAGAUCCUGAGUGUGCUAGUGGAGGAAAGUGGACGGUUACCAGCAAUGUGAAAGCUAACUUGGAAAACAUGUGGCUUGAAACUUUAAUGGCCUUGAUUGGGGAGGAAUUUGAUGAGGCGGAUGAAAUUUGUGGUGUGGUGGCUAGUGUGAGGCAAAGGCAAGAUAAACUUUCACUGUGGACUAAGGCAGCUGCAAAUGAAGCUGCCCAGAUGAGCAUUGGGAGGAAGUGGAAGAAGAUAAUUGAUAUCAAUGACAAGUUCACAUAUAGCUUCCAUGAUGAUUCCAGGAGGGAAAGAUCCGCCAAAAGCCGAUACACUUUGUGAGACCAUCUCUCACUCGGCCUUGGUUUUUGUAACGUUUCGUCCAGAGCAUCAAUACACUGCAAAGCUAUUUCAAUUGAGAUGUUGUAUUUUGUUAUAACUUAUAAUGCUUCCCAACAAUAUUUUAACUCAUGGAAUAUCAGGAUGUUCGGCCAUCAAUUGCAAUGGUUGAUUCUAAAUUCCCCAUUGCACUGGUGAAUUUGUUAUUUUCUUAACGCAGCGGUGACGGUGGUUUAAUUUUGAGAUGAACUGAGAGAUAAAGCUGGUGAUGAUUGUAUUGAUGUGCCCCAUGCUCUAUUAUCUAUU